AUGGCUGUAGUUCCUAAUCAGUCGAUUAAUCGGCUGAGCCACGUUGCACAAGAUGGCCCGGUUAACAUGGUCGUGCCAGACGCCGUAGAACAUUGUAUUGUCCAGGGGUUAAUCUGGCAAUGUAUCUGCGCGGAAGUCGAGAAGUCCCAGCAUUCUGAUUACGUAUAA
Fusarium odoratissimum NRRL 54006 is the source of this 168-nucleotide messenger RNA. RefSeq lists its product as uncharacterized. The transcript has 2 exons. The record is from RefSeq and is a predicted model, not a curated record. The coding region runs from base 1 to 168 and encodes 55 amino acids. NCBI's taxonomy places the organism in Eukaryota, Fungi, Ascomycota, Sordariomycetes, Hypocreales, Nectriaceae.